Molecule: messenger RNA, 1493 nt
Organism: Trichomycterus rosablanca
Lineage: Eukaryota; Metazoa; Chordata; Actinopteri; Siluriformes; Trichomycteridae
Gene: gabrzb
Product: gamma-aminobutyric acid receptor subunit pi
Exons: 10
Coding region: 120-1493 (457 amino acids)
Biological process (GO): chemical synaptic transmission; regulation of membrane potential; chloride transmembrane transport
Cellular component (GO): synapse; plasma membrane; GABA-A receptor complex
Molecular function (GO): extracellular ligand-gated monoatomic ion channel activity; neurotransmitter receptor activity; GABA-A receptor activity
Source: RefSeq, a predicted model, not a curated record
AUGAAAACUCGGCGUCUCUGAUUUUGGCUGACAGGUUAUAAUCACAUUUCUGAUAAAAUGCUCGUGGACACACGUCAUCACAGAUAAACACUAGAAGACACCUGCUGUCCUCUCUGAUCAUGAUGCCAUCCUGGUGCACCCUGUUUACCUUCAUCCUCUUCAGCGGCAUGCUGAAGCAGCCACUUUUAAGCGCUGAGGUGAAGGAGGGUGAGAUUUUACCUCCCACUAUUCAGAAGCUGAUGAAAGGAUACAACAAGUACCUAAGGCCUUUCUUUGACAAUGGUCCAGUUACUGUAGGGAUGAGCCUGGACAUUGCCAGCAUUGACACUAUAUCAGAGAUCAACAUGGACUACACGGCCACUAUCUUCCUGCGGCAGCGCUGGACAGAUGAAAGGCUGGUGUUUGAAGGCAACAAGAGUUUGAGUUUAGAUGGCCGUCUGGUGGAACUACUAUGGGUUCCUGAUACCUUUAUUGUGGACUCCAAGAAGUCUUUUCUGCAUGACAUCACAGUGGAGAACCGGCUGAUUCGAAUCUUUCCUAAUGGAACUGUGCUUUAUGCUCUCCGGAUCACCACCACUGUAGCCUGCAACAUGGACCUAACCAAAUACCCCAUGGAUAAGCAGACGUGCACCCUCCAACUGGAAAGCUGGGGAUAUAACAUUAAUGAUGUGAUGUUUUACUGGACAAGAGGCAACGAUUCGGUCAGUGGGUUGGACACACUGCGUCUGGCCCAGUACACUGUAGAGGACCAUUACACGUCUGUCUCUGAAGCUGUGUAUGAAACAGGUAACUAUCCUAAACUCGUCUUCCACUUUGAGCUAAAGCGAAGCAUUCUCUACUUCAUCUUGGAAACCUACGUGCCCUCUAGUCUGCUGGUGGUCCUUUCAUGGGUCUCCUUCUGGAUCAGCCAGUCAUCAGUGCCAGCUCGCAUAUGUAUAGGAGUGACCACAGUGUUAACCAUGACUACCUUGAUGAUGGGAGCAAGAACGUCUUUACCCAAUGCUAACUGCUUCAUCAAAGCAAUAGAUGUGUAUCUGGGGAUCUGUUUUAGCUUCAUCUUUGGAGCAUUGAUAGAGUAUGCUGUUGCCCACUUUUGCACGCUUCAACAUCCAGAUUGUAACCAUGCCUGGUGUGGUGGACAGCACAUGCAGAACUGUGAAGAGGAGAUGAACGGCAUCGUCAUGACCAUUGCCAGCGACUCCGGCCGAGCUAAACGCCACACGGACUCUCCAACCCCGGCUUCCACCGCAACUGGAAAUGUUGAUGUCAUACCCGAGGACUCCUCUGAUCCAGAACCUAAGAACUCUGAGGCGCUGGAGGAGCCGCUGAACCGCUGCAUUAGAUACCUGUCUCUCAUAAGACAACUUCUGUCCUCUGUGCACUGCUGUCAUGUGCAGAACCCACACUACAUAGACAACUACUCUCGUGUAACAUUUCCUCUAUCCUUCGUCGUAGUCAACCUGCUCUACUGGACUUACUAUCUGUACUUCUAA